This is a messenger RNA of Meloidogyne enterolobii, 1089 nucleotides long. NCBI's taxonomy places the organism in Eukaryota, Metazoa, Nematoda, Chromadorea, Rhabditida, Meloidogynidae. The record is from the annotation of a GenBank genome assembly.
GAAUUUGAAAAAAUAGCUAGCCCCAAAGAGACAAAAAUAGAAUUUAUAAUGAAUGUCACGACAGAAAAAAUAAUGAAUUUAAAUGCGCGAAGUGAGUGGAAUAAAACAAUUACAAUUGGAACAAUAAUUUGCAAAUUCUUAAUGAAAUUAAUUAAAAAUAUUAAUGUAAAAACUCAAUUUUUCAUUGAACUAAAAAAUACUAAAACAAAUGUAGGUCUUCGAAAAUUCGGUGAAAUAUUAAUUCUAAAAGAAGCUCAAAACCAAAAUAAACCUACAGAAAAAGAAAUCUUUGAGUUAUAUAUGAGAAAGAAUGCAUUUGGAAUCUGGGUCUGUCCAGGACGUGUUGAAUCUUCAGGAAUUCCCACACCAGUUUAUGUCUCAUAUGAUUCUCCUAUUUCCGAAAAAAUUUGUUUAGAAUACCAUAAACGUGCAAUGCAUAGCGGAUUAAGACAAAGUUUGUGUGAAUUAAGACAAUGCUUUUGGAUAACAAAAGGAAGGCAAAAAAUGAAGAGUACAAUUAAUAAAUGUCUUCAAUGCCGAAAACAAUUAUUAAAACCUUUUGAAAUACCAAAAAUGCCAAUAUUACCUGAAGAAAGGAUAAAAAGAUGUUCUCCUUUUAAAAAUACAGGGUUAGAUUAUGCAGGUCCGUUUCAUGUAAAAACACAAGAAAAUAAAAUAAUUAAAAUAUGGAUAGAAAUAUUUACUUGUUUGACAACGAGAUUUUCGCAUUUAGAAUUAAUUACCGAUCUUUCCGCAAAUACAUGUGUUCAAGCUUUAAGGCGAUUUAUAGCAGAAUACGGAAAACCGGCAUUGAUUUUAAGCGACAAUGGAACCCAAUAUAGAUUGACUAGUAAAGUAAUAAAUGAAAUUGAAAAGAAUUUGGAUUGUGAAAAAAUUGAAUGGCGAUUCAUACCCGCUGUUUCUCCCUGGUUCGGUGGCGUGUAUGAAUCAAUAGUAAAAAUUAUGAAAAAGGCUCUUAAAAAUUCUGUUGGCCGAAAAAUGUUAAAUAUAGAAGAGCUCAGAACACUAUUGCCAGAAAUAAAAUACGUAAUCAAUUCUCGUCCCCUUACUUAUUUGUAUAAUGAUUUG